AUGGGCCUCUCGCGCGGCCACAGUCCGCGCCUGCGCUGCACGGAGGUGCAGAUACCCGUGAUUCUGAACGUGUACAGCCUGAUCGAGAGCAACAAGAGGCUGUCCAAGGUGGGCAUGGGUAUCUUCCACACAGGCGUUGUCGUGUACGGUAUCGAGUGGGGCUUCGGCGAGGUGGUGGAUAACCCCAACGCUUCCGGGUUGUUUUGCGUCCCACCUGGGCAGGCCGCCGGCACCCUCUACCGCACCAUCCGAAUCGGCCACACCACCCGAUCGCCCAUGCAGGUGGACACCAUCCUGCACCGACUCGAGAACGAAUGGCGCAGCAGCGAGUAUCACAUCCUGCACCACAACUGCAACCACUUUGCCCAGGCCUUCUGCGACUUACUGAGCACCACAGAGAAACUACAGGUGCCGUUGUGGUGUAACCGCGCCGCGCGCGUCGGCGACCGCGUCAUCCCACGGCGGCUAGCGACCAAGGUGCAGCACAUUAUGGACAGCGAGACGCCAAAGGCGCCACCGCCGCCGGCGCCGACAUCGAAGGUCAACGAGGUGCCUACAUCGGUGGUGCCGCACGAGUGGUACCUGAACCCCAGCAUCUUCCAACCGCCACGGUACAUCGACGAGAGCAAGCCACCCUCUGUGGGCAUCGAAGAUGUGCACAGUGGCACGCCCCCAGAGGCAACCGUUGGCGAGGGCGGUCCUCACCACAGCGUCGAGUACAGCGUUGUACCACAGCCGGGCUGCGAGCUGGCCGACGCCGGUGGCGUGCGCCCGCCCACCACCUGGCACGAGUCCUGCUGCAACACAGAUGAGAACGGCAGCAUCACGCACAUGGUGGCUAUCGAGGAGCAACCCUCACUCCCCUCGUCUUCCCGGCGCGAGUCCGCGCGUAAGUCGACCGCAUCUCGCCGCACGGCCAAGUCCACGCCAAAACGUAGUCCGCCACCGUCGCUCAGUAUCGCCUUCAGCAGUGGUGGGGAAGACCGCGUGGUGCUGCCGUGCGUGCGGGCCUCGACAAGCCAGCCAUACAGCGUAGUGCCAACCGGGUCGCCGCAGGUCUCGGAGCUUAGCCAGGAUGUAGAGAACCUCCCCCACAGUGAAACGAGCGAGGAGCCGUUACCGCUCAUCGUGUCGCACUUGCCGAUGAUUCAGUCGCCCAUCUGCGACACCGCCAACCCGCGAAAAGUGACACCGUCGGGCAGCAUGACAAACCGGUCUCGCGGUGUAUGCCUUGAGGAGCAGCAAAGCCAGAAGCAGCAUAUUGAGAGCUACUCGAAGAACGAGCACACAAACGCGUCCUCGAAGAAGCCGCUAAGCACGAUGCGUGACUCGUCCAUGCAGUUCACCAGCGCGGCGCUGUCCGAUCAAGAAGACGCCUCGGCACAGCCACCGUCUUCGUCCCUUUUGGCAUCGCAUGCCCUGGCGGUUGGCUGCAUUAUGAGCUUGUCGCCUACCCCACCGAGCCAACCACCCGAGGAAGUCACUUGGCGCAGCAGCGACGUGAUGGCAGUCAAGCACGACGUCAGCACUGAGCUCACAAAUAUGUCAAGCGAGGUGAGCAACAAUCCGAAGGGCAACCUCGCGCCAGCCAAGCACAGCAACCCAAAGGAGGAGCGGAACCGAGGAAACAAGCCGGAGAACGAGUUCAGCGACAUAACUACUGCGCUGGUCUGCGAUGCAUCCCUCCCAUCCACCACCGCCACAACAUCACCGGAGGCCGUCAAGCGCAAGAACAGCUCAGUGUGGAAGUUUCUCAAGAGCCAGUGUGGUCUCUCGAGCCAUGCUGGAAGCGAAAAGGCGGCCCGCAAGUACCUCUCCACCCUACCGCCGAGUGACAAGGUAUCCUUCCUCAGCGACGGAGGCCCUCACGUUGACGUCGUCCCCACGUCGCCGGCAAGCUCGGCGCCGUCCUCAUCCUCCUCACUUCUACAGCGGGAGGCGACUCACAAGGAGGAGGCCUCGGUAGUUGCUGAUAGCGUCGCCGUCGCUGAUCCUGCCGCAGAUGCAGCGAUGGUGCAGGGGUGGGAGAGGGACCACACGCACGUGCUCCCAUCCGCCGCAGCAGUCCUUCCGUCGUCGCCCCAUAGUAUGUCUCUCAUCUUAGAAGACAAGGACAACGGGCAUGACGCUAUACCGAACGAAGUGCAGGAUGCGAACGACACGGUACCGACGCCGACAACUCCUGCACAGCAGAACGUGCGCGUCAUGCCGGGCCUGGGCGGCGGCUCGCCAGCGUCAACAACAGUGCUGCAGCAGUCAUCCGGUCACGAGUCGACACAGCUCCCGCUGAACCGUCAUCCGUCAGGUGCAGAGAGCAUUACGGAGAUGUUGCGAGAGCCUCCUGAGCGGCACCUGUCGCGCAGCGAGACUCCAUCUGCGCAAGGCGGUGCACCUUCGCCUGUGCGUCUGCAAGAUCUGAGUCUUGCAACAACAGCGUCGCAGCCCAUGGACAGUUCAGGACUUCAGCUCUCGCCCUCCGUUGUGACGCCAGAGCGACCUGACAUCAUCGCGAACAGCGAGGCUAUGACGACCGGCUGCUCGCCUGCCGUGGCGCAUCAGCAAGGCCGGCGCGGCAGCUCGUCGGCUGCGAUGAGCGACACACCGCCUCCGCAAAGGGAGCAGAGCCAGAUGCCCAUCCCCGUUACUCAAAAGCAAAGCUGCAGUGACGAGAACGUGGCACCCGCGAUUCAGCUGUACUUGAGCAGCGACGAGCUGGAGACACCGGUGGGCUGCAACAGCAGUUAUCUCAGUGGAACAGCGGAGAGAGCUGGUACACCGUUGACGGCCAAGACGGCACACACGCCGAUGGAGCCAUUCUCGUGUCGACCUCCAUCGUUGUACCGAGAGAAAGCUGCGACGGAUGAUGGUCGAAUCAGCCAGAGCACAUCCAGCGACGGCAGUCAAGCCGCUCUGACAGAGCAGCAUAGCCGGAACACCGAGCUGGAGGACCUCGUCAACUUCCGCUUGACGCAGUCGGAGAGCGCCCCAAAACUGGAUGCGAAACGGCCACCUACUCCGCCCCCUCCCUCCCUCCCCCCCCAUGUGACACCCAGUGAGUGA
Leishmania braziliensis MHOM/BR/75/M2904 is the source of this 3060-nucleotide messenger RNA. RefSeq lists its product as hypothetical. Lineage: Eukaryota; Euglenozoa; Kinetoplastea; Trypanosomatida; Trypanosomatidae. Gene Ontology annotation, molecular function: deubiquitinase activity. The transcript has a single exon. Bases 1 to 3060 code for a protein of 1019 amino acids. The record is from RefSeq and is a predicted model, not a curated record. Gene Ontology annotation, biological process: protein deubiquitination.